Messenger RNA from Botrytis deweyae, 2799 nucleotides. RefSeq lists its product as uncharacterized. Lineage: Eukaryota; Fungi; Ascomycota; Leotiomycetes; Helotiales; Sclerotiniaceae. The record is from RefSeq and is a predicted model, not a curated record. Gene Ontology annotation, cellular component: Golgi membrane. Bases 217 to 2427 code for a protein of 736 amino acids. Gene Ontology annotation, biological process: protein palmitoylation. Gene Ontology annotation, molecular function: palmitoyltransferase activity; protein binding. The transcript has 6 exons.
AUUUCAAUCGAAAGCCACGGAGAAUACAACUAGUCAGCUCUCUCAAUGAUAAAACUCCGUCCUCACUGUGUUUCUCCUUAAUUAUUGACUUCUUUGCUUUACUGUAUUCUUAUGUAUAUGUUGUCAUAACGUUCACGAUUGACAUCCUACAUACCGUAAUCGACUUCAUCCCCUCGACACCUCGAACACUCUCAAUCCAGUUUCCUUGGUCCCGAGAUGGCCCUCGGAGACUCGAAGCCCUCCUCUGGAACGGACUCUUCGAAGAAAAAUGCUCCAAUAAUGCCAAGUGGAAAGUCAAAUGUCGUGGCGCCAACUCUCAGUGAUGAUAAUCAUGUAGAGCUUGGGGAAAUGACACCUCCAGAACAGCCCGCAGCGGAUAUAAUGCAGCUUGCUCGGAUAGGAGACAUUCAAGCGGUAGAAAAGCUAUUCGAUGAUGGCACAUUUGAUGCUACCUAUAGUGACGGCGAGGGCAUAACACCUUUACAUUGGGCGGCUAUUAACAACCAGUAUGCCAUGUGUCAAUUUCUCUUGAAAGCCGGCGCGGAUGUGAAUAAGAAAGGAGGAGAGUCUGUAGCUACACCGGCAAUGUGGGCUGCUCAAAGAUGCCAUUAUUAUAUCGUUCACCUAUUACUGGAAAAUGGCGCUGAUCCUCUGAUCACGGAUGUCCAAGGAUACAACAUUCUCCACCUGGCUACAUUUGAGGGGAAUAUAUUCCUGCUCGUUCUUCUUCUACAUCAAAACAUUAAUGUCGACGUGCUUGAUAGCCAGCGACAUACUUGUUUAAUGUGGGCGGCGUACAAGGGAUUACCGAGUUGCGUAGAUUUGUUCUUGAGAUGGGGUGCUGAUGUUCAUGCCACGGAUGAAACUGGAUUCACCGCACUACAUUGGGCUUUGGUAAAGGGAUCUCAGGGAUGCAUACAAAAAUUAAUUGAAUACGGAGCGGAUAGAUUUGCCGAAACCUCGACUGGCAAAACCCCAGCUAUCACAGCCCAGGAAAUGAAGACGGAAAGAAUUUGGCACAAAGCUCUUACAGAGUGUGGCUACGACGAGGAUGCCAAGCCGGUUCUUAUCAGCUUUCCCAUGUCAUCAUGGCUGUUAAAGGAUAAACGCGCAUUCAUGAACAAGUUCUUCUUUUUAUGGCCAUUUCUAAUUCUCUGGACGAUGAUCAUGAUCAGUAGUCAAAUGGUAAUAUUUAUUGGUGUGCCUAUGGCGUUGUUCUUUGGGUAUUCAUUACAGUGGUUGGCCCAGCAGGUAUUGGAGUAUGCGCCUUCAGAUAUGAAGCAUUUACAUAAAACGCCUUGGCUUGCAGGAAUCUUUGCCGCUACAUUAUUUUGGGUUGGCGUUAGAUGGAUGACAACUUUGUUACCAGCUACCUAUGGCACUUAUCCUCUUUCCAACCUGUUGUUUUUUGCCUUCUACAGUCUUACUGGGUAUUUCUACUUUUGUUCAAUGGUCUACGAGCCGGGUCAUGUUCCAAAGCUGGGCGGUUUAACCCAGCAAAAGGCUGUAAUUGAUGAACUAUUGAGUGUGUGGAAGUUUGACGAGCAAAAUUUCUGUGUUCAUUGCAUGGUUCGCCAACCUCUGAGAAGCAAACAUUGCAGGAGAUGCAACAGAUGCGUAGCGAAGCAUGACCAUCAUUGUCCUUGGAUUAACAACUGUGUCGGUGUCAAUAAUCAUAGGCAUUUCUUCCUCUAUCUCGUGUGCUUGGAACUCGGAAUUAUCUUCUUAGUUAGAGUUGCUAUCGGAUACUUUGAAGGCUUCGUUGGAAAGGGCGAGCAGGAGUGCAACUUUCUCUCUCCUACACUAUGUGGAAUUGUUAAUUCGGAUUCUUACACUUUAGUGUUGGUAUUAUGGGCAAUCUUGCAACUGACAUGGGUUACUAUGUUACUAUUCGUCCAAUUGAUUCAGAUCUCGAGAGCUAUGACCACUUGGGAAAAUAUGCGCGGUACACACGCCGGAGGCAAAACUUCCCAAGCCAUUACCAAUGCUCUCACUACUGGCGCUACAUCAAGAUCAGGGGGUCAAGUCGGAAACGCUGGACUUGGUCCCGAUCCCGCUUUACCACCAACCCACGCACCAGGUGGCCACGGUCAUCAUCACGCUCACAAAGCCGGCUGUUUCGCACAGUGGAAGAAAAUCCUCGGUGUGGACACAUUCGUUGAAACCGCUUUCCAUGGCUACGAAGGAAGCAAAAACCGACGCCGGGCACCUCAAAAUCCCUUCUCCCGCGGUUGCAUCGGAAACUGUAAAGAUUUCUGGUGUGAUCCAGCGCCACUUUUUGGGAAGAGAGAAAACGGUGCGGCAAUGUUGGGAGGUCAGGUAGUGAAUUAUACGAAAAUGUAUGAAACGCCUUCGAGAAUGGAGAUGAGGAGGGGUGGGGAUGAUGGUGGUGCUUAUGAGAGUGUGGCAGCUGAUGAGGCGGUUUAGAUGAGAGGAUAAUUUUGGGGGGUUUGAUGGGGGAUAUUACUGUGUCUAGGGACGGAGAACAGUUUAUGUUUCAUGAAUAUAUCUUUAUUGGUUGCGGAAUUUUUUGUUGAUAUUGUUUUCUCGUUGAUAAUCCUCAUGUGAUGAUCGGAAUAUGCUAUUGUGUAAACUUCAGAAAGGAGUAUUGGUGCUGGGAUAAGUGACCCAUCUGAUCGCGUUCGCAAUAGAUUCACAUACCUACUUACUAGAAGUCGUGACAAAAGAAUGCAAAACACGCAACAUUUUCUGCGUCAGUAUUCUUCAAUCAAAAGUAGCAACAUUAAACACAUUCAUCCUAAGCGAUAUGGGUUUCGUUGAUAAGCAUUUCCAUCCUGU